Molecule: messenger RNA, 4393 nt
Organism: Scleropages formosus (Asian bonytongue)
Lineage: Eukaryota; Metazoa; Chordata; Actinopteri; Osteoglossiformes; Osteoglossidae
Gene: adss2
Product: adenylosuccinate synthase 2
Exons: 13
Coding region: 1767-3032 (421 amino acids)
Biological process (GO): 'de novo' AMP biosynthetic process; IMP metabolic process
Cellular component (GO): cytoplasm
Molecular function (GO): GTP binding; adenylosuccinate synthase activity
Source: RefSeq, a predicted model, not a curated record
GUAAUGUUUUCAGCUCGGCCUAAACGUCGCAGUUUGGUUUACCGGAGUAAAUCGACAGACCGAACGCAAGUACAAAAGCGCUCAGCUGAUUUCGAUGGAGAUGUCGAGAGCCUCAUCUUGGGGAUGCGCCGCUCAAAAGUCACGUCUCCGGCUGGAUUUGCAGCAAAGGUUUCGUGGCUCUCCGUGACGAGCAAACGUUGUAAAUAGGUAUCCGACUGAAAGCAGACACACACAUGCACGCUGAGGAUAAUACUGUAGUUUUUAGCAGCGUCGGCAGCUGGUUGAAUUCAGAUCGACGUCCACGUGGUCACCGAUUUUAACUCUGAAAAUAAGUAACGCGUGCGUCUCACCGCGGACAGGUGUGUGACCGACACCGGUCACGUCCCCACUCGGUGGACCGCUGCCUGGACCCGCAGCUGGCUGCUGCCGCCGCCGAAUUCCACGUCUCUGCUCAUCUCGAACAAACUGAACUGGCUUUUGCCGGUGGCACGGAAGGCCGUUGGGGGCGGGCACCCCUCCCCUCCCUAUUCACAGCACAAGUCCACAUUGACAUAGUGAGGAUUCCUCCGCGCGGUGGCUGGCGGAGGGCCAGCGCCAUGCGGCACGCGAACAUAACUCACGAAUGGCCUCGUCCGCUGCGUCUGCAGCGCAGCGAGAAUCCUGGGAAGGUCACAGGGCGCCGCGCGUGUAGAAAAUACGCACGGUGGUCGCGCGCGUUAAAAACGCAGCCAGAAAAGCGAUACGGACGGGCCGCGACGCGAUGAGAGGCCGGAGCUCGGCGGCGAUGGUUCGGGAGGUUCGCCUGGCUCAUCCUGUAACGCUGCGCCGUCAGCGGGUUGUACGGAACGCGCCGCGCGUCUCGCCGUGCCAAGUUACCGCAACUAAUAUUAGUCGUUCCAACUGCCGCUACGAGCCGGAGGAUUCCGGACCUCGUUCCGCGAGCUUCGCUGUAACACCGUACCUUGUGUUCCCACGAACGACCGCGUCUCGUCGACCGAUGGCGUCGAAAGAUUCAACGGGGGAGAAAUGGUGUCGGGGCAGAGCGCGCGAAAUGCAUAAAAUUCCCUUUCACCCCCCAAAAUUUGCGUUCAUUCGUGCCGCUUUUUCUCCGAAGAAAUGCGCAAUUAUUUACCCCUAGUUUACGCGGCUGGGUAGUUUUACCGGAGCAGUUUAGGGAAAGUACCUUUGCUCAAGGGCACCGCAGGUGGUGGUGGGAUUCAAACCUGCGACCUUUGGGUGCGAGUUGGAAUCCGGCUCUGAUCCAGUCCUUUGAAAGACCUUGAACGCAAGGCCAGUCUCUACUUUGAGUUCACCUGGCUCUGGGGUAAAUGUACCAUGCUGGACUCUCUGUUCCACUGUGCUUCAUGGCAUUCUGAACCCCCCCCCACUGCCAGGGAGGCUGUUGGCCCUCCCGAUGUAGAGGAAAACAGCUUGAUGCUCCACCCCCCUGUGUCGUCGCAGUCUACUGGGUCGGUAUCGGCAGCUGGCGGGGGGUAAGAUCGCAACCGUUGAAGGGUGCGGUGAUACCGGCGGCACGGCAACGGCGGAGACGCAAACAAAACUCGAUCCGGAGGCGGAGGAGCCGCCCUGUAAUUUCUCGCAUCGUCUGACUCCUAAAGCUCGGCCGGACCCCGUGCGCAAUCCGUAUUUUGUCCCGUGGGCCUCCUGUUACCUUAGAACGUUUAGCAGUUUAGAAUUUCUUCAUCGUUUCUCUGCCGUUGAAAGGCGAGGGUUGGGCCUCCUUCCUCAUUCAAGGAUCGCGAUGAAUGAGCGGCCGACAAAGGAUUUCCCUCUGUCUGAUAUCAUGCACGUUCAGUAAGAGAAAGGGAAGAGGCGCUACACUGGGUGGGAACAAUGCAGGGCACACGGUGGUGGUGGACUCAGUGGAGUACGACUUCCACCUGCUGCCCAGUGGCAUCAUCAACCCCAAGGUCACCGCUUUCAUCGGAAACGGAGUGGUGAUCCACCUGCCGGGCCUCUUCGAGGAGGCCGACAAGAACCUGCGCAAGGGAAAAGGACUGGAAGGCUGGGAGAAGAGGCUCAUCAUUUCGGACAGAGCGCACAUCGUGUUCGACUUCCACCAGGCGGUCGACGACGUGCAGGAGCAGCAGCGGCAGCAGCAGGCGGGGAAGAACCUGGGAACGACGAAAAAGGGCAUCGGUCCCGUGUACUCAGCCAAAGCUGCCCGCAGCGGCCUGCGGAUAUGCGACCUCCUCUCGGACUUCCAGGACUUCUCGGAAAGGUACAAGGUGCUAGCCAAGCAGUACAAGUCCAUGUACCCGACGCUGGACAUCGAUGUUGACGGGGAGCUCGAGAAGCUGAAGGCCUACGUGGACAGGAUAAAACCGAUGGUGUGCGAUGGCGUCUACUUCAUGCACAAGGCACUGCAUGGACCCCCCAAGAAGAUCCUGGUUGAGGGGGCCAACGCCACCCUGCUAGACAUCGACUUUGGCACGUACCCCUUCGUGACGUCGUCCAACUGCACGGUGGGAGGCGUGUGCACGGGCCUGGGCAUGCCGCCGAAGAAUGUGGGAGACGUGUACGGCGUGGUUAAGGCCUACACCACGCGGGUGGGCAUCGGCGCCUUCCCCUCGGAGCAGAACAAUGAAAUCGGAGAGCUGCUGCAGACCCGGGGCAAGGAGGUGGGCGUGACCACGGGUCGCAAGAGGAGGUGCGGUUGGCUGGACCUGGUGCUUGUCAAAUACGCCCACAUGAUCAACGGCUUCACCGCCAUUGCUCUUACCAAACUGGACAUCUUGGAUGUGUUGGAGGAAAUUAAAGUGGGUGUGGCGUACAAGGUGGACAACGAGUUAAUACCUCACUUCCCAGCCAACCAAGAAAUCCUGCACAAAGUGGAGGUCCAGUACGACACGCUGCCUGGCUGGAAGAGCGACACGUCGGGCGCCCGGACCUUCGAGGACCUGCCGGAGAACGCUCGGAAAUAUGUCCGCUUCAUUGAGAAGCACCUGGAAGUGCCUGUCAAGUGGAUUGGUGUGGGAAAGUCCCGGGAGUCCAUGAUCCAGCUCUUCUGAGAGAGUGGACCCCCCCCCUCCACGAAGAAGACCACAACCAGUCAUGCUGACCCCACCCCACCCCACCCCACCCCACCCUCUACCCCCUGUCCUGGAUUUCAGGCCGGGGGGGAGGGUGUGGGGGCCGUGGCGCCGGGGACACCCCCCCGCUGCAUGCAGACUUCUCUCUGCCCUCUGGGUGGUGAAGGUGCCAUAUCACCCUAACAGGAAACGAGGGGAGGGGGCAUUUGUGGAGUCGCCACGCCCCCCCGCUGCUAUCCAAGGACAGGUUAACCUCACAGGGCGCGAGCGACGAAUGGUGAUAUAAUUAAAACAAGGGCAGCCCCCCCCUCGCCCCAUCCUGUCGGAGUAGCUUCGGAAACCUCCGGAACCCCUUAAAACACCCGUCUGCAUGCCUCCGUGUCACGUAGCUCCCAUCGUUUGCCCGCGUCGCUUUAAAAAUGUCCUUUCUUUUACGUUUUCGGUCUGCGCACCGUCACAGCGGCCCUUUAGGAACGCACUCUUGAGCGUACGGAUGGAGGUGCAGCUGAUCUCAGCGCUACAGGCGGAACUCGGUCACUCAGCCCCAGGUUACGUACCGUGUUUCAGCGAGCUUCCACUGGACUACAGGAACGUCGCCACCGGACUCCAGGAACAUCGUUAUUCUCAUCGAUUUGUGUGCGGGUUCCCUUUGCGAGCCUCUUGUCAACGUUUGUUAUACGUGAUCCGUAACAGCUGACGCUUCGGGAGAACGACUCGAUUUCAAGGACCCGUCGCCCACACCGCAGUGGAGGCGUUCGCGGUGGUAACCGGUGCGAUGACCCCGUUUUGGGGAAGAGGAUCGUAAAGAUGCCGAAAAAGGCAAAGGUGCCUUUCUGUAGACUCCACUUGAGUGACAUUUAGAUUUGACACAAGAAUGUAUUUUUAAAGUGGGUCGUGCUGGUUUAGUUUUUUCUCUUUUUUUUUUUCUUUUUUUUUUGUGGUCUUCUGAACCAUCUGUCUUAUUUAAUUUCAAUUUGGAUCGAUGUGUGUCGCCCCUGUAAAUGUCUGUUCUACACACGAUCUGUAAACCACUGAUGCUUCCAGGUUGUUCUGAACCACUGAACCAAGCCAUCUGACAUUUUCUCAGCGCUUUCUUCUCUUUUUUUUUUUUCAUUUGGAAAAGGAGUCCAAAUAAACUGCUGUUUUUACUCAAUUAAAGAAAAAAAAAAAAUGACUUGUGUGCGGGGAACUUGAGUGCCAUGUCAGUGGUGCUGGAGCUCCGGUGGAGUCAAGCUCUGUGUCAAUGUGUAGCGCCCUCGUUGACCUCUGGGGGGCGCUGCAUCCCCACCUUCUCCACCCUGCGGGAUUCCAGCGUUCCAGGCAGGUACCAGCCAGGAGAC